AGAGCAGAGUGGAGAUAGGCAGACUGCUUGCCCACUACUCGCUCUUCUCUCUUCCGCUAAGCAAGCAGAAAACAGCCUGCCUCUCUGCUCGGCUCUGGCAGUCUCGUACCUCACCAUGGCUCCCAGCACGGCAGCCACGUGUGCUUGGUGGAGGCGGGCCCAUCAUUGCGGGGCCCAGGGCGAUUGCACUGGCAGGCGCACACAGGAGCUCUUGUCGCUGCACUGCUGCUGUGUGCAGCAGCAAUUUUAAAGGCAUCAGUAGUUUCGAUUUGCCAUGAUGGAAGCCUCCCGGAGCCGGAGUGCUUCAGAAUCCCUACGCUAUCCUGAAUAUGUGACCAGAAAAGACGGCCGGGGGCGCCCCACGGACUUAAACAAGGGAUUGGCCAGAACUAUGAUAGCUGUUGGCCUUGGUGUUGCCGCUGUUGCUUUUGCUGGUCGUUAUGCAUUCCAGCUCUGGAAACCACUAGAACGAGUAAUCACAGUAACAGGAAGAAAAAUUUCAGCUGCUAGCUUUUCGUCCUAUUAUAAAGGAGGAUUUGAACAGAAAAUGAAUCGGCGAGAAGCUAGUCUUAUUUUAGGCAUAAGUCCAUCUGCUGACAAAGCCAAGAUUAGAACUGCUCACAGACAAAUCAUGAUUUUGAAUCACCCUGAUAAAGGUGGCUCUCCUUAUUUGGCAACAAAAAUCAAUGAAGCAAAAGACUUGUUGGAAUCAAGCAACAAACAUUAGGACUCCAGGAUUUCAGUCAUGAGAAAUGUAGAACUUGUUAUUGCACUGAGAAACUGUGAAAUGGCUUUUUCCAUAGCUGUUUUCUGUAUUGGAUAACAAUGCUAUACGAUUAGAAGAACUAAUCUUCAGUUGCCACAUCAAUAAUAAUGUUCCAAGAACACUUGAAAAUACAGCUUCAAGUAUUGUAAUAAUAAAAGAAAUUAUUCACAA
Molecule: messenger RNA, 937 nt
Organism: Hemicordylus capensis (graceful crag lizard)
Lineage: Eukaryota; Metazoa; Chordata; Lepidosauria; Squamata; Cordylidae
Gene: DNAJC15
Product: DnaJ heat shock protein family (Hsp40) member C15
Exons: 7
Coding region: 275-727 (150 amino acids)
Biological process (GO): protein import into mitochondrial matrix
Cellular component (GO): PAM complex, Tim23 associated import motor
Molecular function (GO): ATPase activator activity
Source: RefSeq, a predicted model, not a curated record